Molecule: messenger RNA, 3966 nt
Organism: Taeniopygia guttata (zebra finch)
Lineage: Eukaryota; Metazoa; Chordata; Aves; Passeriformes; Estrildidae
Gene: PTHLH
Product: parathyroid hormone like hormone
Biological process (GO): bone mineralization
Cellular component (GO): extracellular region
Molecular function (GO): hormone activity
Source: RefSeq, a predicted model, not a curated record
AAGGAGGAAUGUGCAUGAAAAGAGCAGCUUAUCUGGAAGUAGUCACAAGUCAUGGAUUUCUGCUGCUCUCCCCAUGAUGAGACACUCAGCCUCAUAUGUAUACAGUGUACUUGGAUCCAGUAAUUAGUUUGGAUGCCCUGGUCAAGUACAUCAAGUACAUCAACAUCCCUCUCUCGAAAGUGUCUGCCACAUGUAAGCUUAGCAUUUACUGCUCUUGGUUUGGGUACAGGAUCCUUUUCCUUGGAUGAGAGGUGUGUUUUAUAGAAGGAUGGAAGGGACCUCUAGUGGGUCAUCUUAACCCUAACAGCCUAAUAUUUUUUUCCAUAUUGUGGCCAAUAUGUGAAUACAAUCAUUGCAGUCUCCAUUCUCUUCCUGCUCUGAGUGUGUGGGUGAGAUAUUGUUGAUAUCUCCAUUAUGAAGCACUUCUUACAUCAGUCCUCUUGGGCAAGCCUUUCUCCAUACUUAGAAACAUAGGUGCUGCUUGAAUAACUGGAGCAGAAGGAGGCAGAAGGUCAAAGAGAUAUGUAUCCACCACAUCUUUGUUUCAAGGAGGUUUUUUGAUCUAGAGUAUACAAAGGAAGCCGGUAGGCAAAAUGUAAUCCUUAAGUCUGGCUGAGUAAUAAGUCAUGUGAAAUGUAACACUACAUAAUGUUAUACAAUCAUGUGGAAUAGCAGAAUGUUAUUUGGGGCCAGACUUGAUGCUAAAUAUCAUACAGACAUUUAAAGAGAAACCCACCCUCUUUGGCACACCAAUCCCUCACACGUCAAUCCCUGCAUUAUUUUGGAAAUGCAUACUCACUCAAGAUGUAGAUCUUGUAAUGCUCUCUGACUGCCUUGUGUGUACUGGAACCAAAUAUUUAGGUUUAAGCUCUGUAAAAUGGAAUAGGUUUUCAAUCAAGAGGACUUUAAUAACAGGCUUUGGAGAGUCAAGAUUUUGUCACAGUGGGGAAGCUGACCAAAUACACAUUAGAGGAUUAAGGCAGCUUUGGGUUGUCUGUGAUAGAAGGAAUUAGCCUUGGUAGUUCACAAGAGGCAGUAGGAAAGCUUUGCUCAUCACAUGAGACACUGGUUUACACUCCCUAAGGCACAUAGAUUUCAUACGCUUUCUAUGAACUAGAAGAAUGAAAGCAAAACUACAUUUCCCAUGCAAAUUUCCUGAGAAAAUCGACAACUGAAGCUCAGAAUAUAACCUGAGUCACACUGGACAGCCUGACAGGCAGCACAGAGGCAGUCACACAGAGGAGCCCAGGGUGCUGGCUUUAUUGCCUUACUUGCCAGUCAGACUUGAAGGGUGUUGGAGAUGACUCUUGUUCAAAAAACUUCUGAGGGAGAUCACAAGUUCUGCUAAUGGUCACAGUUGCAUUGAAGAAAAAGACACAAUAUGGGAUCAGCUUAGCAUUAUCACAUUGCAUUUUUGCUUAUGGACAUUUAGAAGAGGGGCAUAAAAUGUUUGUCCUAAAGGAUAAAGUCACCCAGAACUGAUUUUGGGACACUUAAAACACAGACAAUAUUUGAUUACAUGUGUGCUCACAAACAUUUUGACAGUCAUCUUCCAGUCUAAUUGUGGAACGGGGGAAAGCUGCUGUUUGAACUUUGCACUGAGCAAUAGAGAUGUAGUAUCACUUCAAUCCAUCACUUGAACCCAAUGCUCAAAAAAUGUAGCCCUACAAAGACAGAUAAUGAAGGGGAUGCUCUUAAAACAGAGCUACUUGAAAUUGCCAAUUUCCAACAGCUCCACUGUUGGUCAAGUAAUAAACCUGAAGAGUUUGGCUGAGGGGCCUGAGAAAGAGAACCUGCAGAACACUCCCAAAUAUUUUGCAUUCUCAAAUCUGGUAAUGUAGCAGGAAAAGGUGGGAUGGGAUGGAAAGAAGGAAUAUUUACUCCCAAUGAUGUGUCUUCUUCCAGUUCACCCGCAAGCAGAAGCCCCUUCUUACCCAGCCAAUUGACCAAAUGAUUACAGGACAAGCAAGGCAGUGAAUGGAAUUUCUUUGGCCAGUGAGAAUCCAGUCACAUGCCAUACCCUAAUGCAGGAGAAGAGAUUCCAUAGCCAAACUCUGCAUGCUGGAGUAGAGCAAUUGGAAGGAUAAACUGUAUUAUUGCAUUCGUGGGAACGUAGCUAAAAUCCCAGAGCUUUUGCUCUGUCUGUUGUUCACAGCACAGCUGUGCAUCUAUUCCACUUCAAGAAAAAGACAUGUAUUUUCUCACAUUUUCUCUGGUUAUUUAUUAUCCAGGUGUCAUUUGUAUCUUCUUUCCUCAGAUGUUUAAUACAUUCCUUGCCAGUACAACAUCUCUAAAAGACAGAGAGCUACUCAACUCCCAGUUCCUUGAAAACAAGACAGAGCUCAGUGUACCAAAAGGUCAGGAUGAACUCUGGAAAAACCACUCUAACAAACCAGGAUGCUCUUGAAAAAGAUCCAGUGAAGAGGGUUAGCAUAAAAUUCAAGCAGACAAGAAAUUUGGCCCCAAAAGUUCACACUUCAAGCAACAUUAGGAGGGCAUCUAAAACCGUAAUUAGACACAAGUGACCAAGCAGUAAAUCUACAGGAGUGGCUGAUGCUCAGGCUGCCUCCUUGGAUAGCUCAUUAUGGACUGAAGUGCCUGUGCUUUAGGCACCCCAAUUCAAAUAUUUUUCCCUUACACUCCUGCAAUUGCACUUAUUAAAAUGUAGGAGUAAAAUGUACUUUUAUGUGCUUGUUUAUGUUUUUGAAGACUGAGCAGAAGAAAAUCACUAGAAUGAUGCUGUAUAAACACUGCUUCCGGCUCCAGUAUAAGUGCUGGGUUUUCCCUAUCUUGCUGCAUUAUCUGACCCUUUAGUUUCCCUAUCUCUGACAACCGCCUUCCUGCUUUUACUGCCUCAAGUGUGAUAUAUUAAGAGUCAUGAUGCUUUCCUAGAACACAGCAGUGACUAAUCCAGCUCUAGUGGUGUGUGAUCCGUCAGCUGAGAAUUAUAGCCCACUUAGGUCUUCUCUGCUGAGAGUAGCUACUCUGAGGAUGAAGCAGGACUUGCUCCAGCAGUCCGGCUUCACUGGAUGUCUCCAAGCCUGCAAACGGGCUGUAUCAGAGCACCAGCUAUUGCAUGACAAGGGCAAGUCAAUCCAAGACUUACGAAGAAGAAUAUUCCUUCAAAAUUUGAUCGAAGGUGUCAACACUGCAGAGAUCCGUGCAACAUCAGAGGUGUCACCUAACCCUAAACCUGCCACCAACACGAAGAACUACCCUGUCCGGUUUGGCAGUGAAGAUGAGGGCAGAUACCUAACUCAGGAGACAAACAAAUCACAGACCUACAAGGAGCAGCCCCUGAAGGUCUCAGGGAAGAAAAAGAAAGCAAAGCCUGGAAAACGUAAGGAACAAGAGAAGAAAAAGAGGCGAACCCGCUCAGCUUGGCUAAAUUCUGGCAUGUACGGAGACAUCGUGACUGAGAGCCCACUCUUGGACAUCUCUGUUACUACACAUAAUCAAACUUUAAGGAGGCGCUGACAUUUUCAGCAAGAGAUAUUUGGAAGACACAUUGCAGUAUUCUGUAAUAGUGAACAUAUGGGAAGUAUUAAAAUAUUUAUUACCUGUAAAUAUUGUAAAUGCUCAGAAUAAAACCUUUUCCCCCUGUUGCUCUCUGAAACUGCACAUUUGGUUAUUGUGAAUUGAAUUUUCCUUUUUUUUUUUUUUUUUUUUUUGGCUAAGGCUAAGACAAUUAUUAUUGUCACAUUCAACAUAAUUUAUUUUGUUGACUGGUGUAUUUAUUUUGUGAACGUAUCUUGGUGCUGCUGACUUUCUAUAUUUUUUGUAACGUAAUGCACUUUAGAUAUACAUAUUGAGUACAUUGAUAACUGACAUAAAAUGUUCCUGUUUUGUGGUUGAUUUCAAUGAAUGCCUACAUACAAUUGUUCAAACUGAUUUUCCUUUGUGCAUGUAUAAUAGCAGUAUUUUAAAAUUUGUAAAGAAUGUCUAAUAAAAUAUAAUCUAAUUAAA